AUGGGUUUGAUCAAUGACGAGCCUUUGUCGCUGUUUGACGUCCAGUUCCUGAACGCGGUGGGAGACCUGCUGGACCUGAUUCCAACUCUGCUUUCCAAGGCUCCACACAGAAAAUUCAGAUCUCCAGGGAUGGGACACUGCUCUGCACUCAUCAAGGUGAUGGAUGGGCUGGUCAAAAGACUAGAAGAGCUGGAGAAAACAGCAGAACUUUAUAAAGGACUGAUGGAGCACACCAGGAGGCUGCUCCGAGCUUUCUUUGAGCUUUCUCAGACUCACAGAGCGUUUGGAGAUGUUUUUUCUGUCAUCGGAGUCAGAGAGCCUCAGGCUGCAGCCAGCGAGGCGUUCGUAAAGUUUGCUGAUGCUCACAGGAACAUUGAGAAAUACGGAAUUAAGCUUCUAAAAACCAUCAAGCCUAUGCUCCAUGAUCUGAACACUUACCUCCACAAGGCCAUACCAGACACCAAGCUGACCAUCCGAAAGUACCUGGACGUGAAGUUUGAGUACCUGUCGUACUGCCUGAAGGUGAAGGAAAUGGACGAUGAAGAAUACAGCAGCAUUGCCAUGGGGGAGCCUCUUUAUCGGGUCAGCACCGGUAACUACGAGUACCGUUUGGUGCUGCGGUGUCGACAGGAGGCCCGCGCUCGCUUCGCUAAAAUGAGGAAGGACGUUCUGGAGAAGAUAGAGCUGCUGGAUCAGAAACAUGUUCAGGACAUCGUGUUCCAGCUGCAGCGCUUCGUCUCAGGCAUGUCCCAUUACUACGACGAGUGCUACGCCGUUCUGAAGGAGGCCGACGUGUUCCCCAUCGAAGUGGACCUGUCCCGCACAACAAUCAACUACAGCAGCCAGUCCUUUUCAUACACAGAUGAAGAGGAGGAGGAGGCAGGGGGCAGAGAGGAGGGGGGAAGCAGACAAGAAGAGAACGGCACAGAGAAACUGAUCGAUGACGAAUGAGACUGUGUUUAACUCACACACUCGCCGAGCUCUGCUCUUUGUACGGUCAAACACUGUUGAUAAAACUUA
Molecule: messenger RNA, 1020 nt
Organism: Nematolebias whitei (Rio pearlfish)
Lineage: Eukaryota; Metazoa; Chordata; Actinopteri; Cyprinodontiformes; Rivulidae
Gene: pick1
Product: protein interacting with prkca 1
Exons: 9
Coding region: 1-951 (316 amino acids)
Biological process (GO): positive regulation of receptor internalization; regulation of Arp2/3 complex-mediated actin nucleation; receptor clustering
Cellular component (GO): synaptic vesicle; neuron projection; trans-Golgi network membrane
Molecular function (GO): protein kinase C binding; protein domain specific binding; phospholipid binding
Source: RefSeq, a predicted model, not a curated record